AUGAUCGCAGAAGUCAGAGAGAUUAUUCUUGGCCUGGGAUUCUUGCUUCUUUCUUUGACUUCAGAAACAGAUGCGACAGCCGAUCUGGAUCUCUUCUGUUUGUUUAAUGGGCAAAGGUACAACCCAGGAGACAGUUGGCAUCCGUACCUGGAACCCCACGGGGUGAUGUACUGCAUCAAAUGCACCUGUUUUGAGGAUACCAACGUAAGCUGCUAUCAAAUCCAGUGCCCUUUGCUUCCGUGCCCAAACCCCAUCAUGGAACCUCAGCAGUGCUGUGGCAGAUGCCCAGAGUUUUACAGUCAGCCUGGACUCGAGGAGCCUGUCGAUUCCUCCUGUGAAUACAAUGGGGCAACGUACCAAAACGGCGACAUGUUUACCGCCAGCGAGCUCUUCCCUUCCAAGCAGUCCAACCAAUGCACGCAGUGCAGCUGCUCGGAAGGCCAGAUCUACUGUGGUUUGGUGACCUGUCCAGAACUAUUCUGUGCCUCACCUCAGAACAUCCCAGAUUCCUGCUGUCCAGUUUGCAGAGAUAAUUCCUACGACAGUUUGACAGAAGAGGAACCCCUGCAGCUGAAUGGCCACUCACGGGAGCAGUGCGCAGGGGAGACAAGAAGCGAAGCAGCUGAUAUGCCAACCGGUGCUUCACUGGAAUUCGCCCCUAACAGCGGCAAGCAGAGAGGGGGUGGCACAACGGUCAAAAUCAUUUUGAAAGAGAGGCACAAGAGAGCUUGUGCGUACAAUGGGAAGACCUACUCCCACGGGGAAGUCUGGCACCCAACUUUCCGCUACUUUGUGCCCCUGCCUUGCAUUCUGUGCACCUGCCAGGACGGGAUCCAGGACUGCCAAAAAGUCGUGUGCCCCCGCGAGUACCCUUGCGACGAGCCUCAGCACGUAGAAGGGAAAUGCUGCAAAGUCUGCCCAGGCGACGAGAUGAUACCCACCACGGCGGUCAACACCAAUAAAUGCAGAGUGUCCAUCUACAUGUUCAUUGCUUCCAGUGCUGAGAAAGAAAACUUGAGGAAAAUCGCCAUAGAGAAGGAUUCCUCAGACUAUGUGGAAAUCUAUAUCUGGAAGCUCGUGAAAGGUGUAUUUCAUUUGGUUCAGAUCCAGAAGGUCAACAAGCUGGAGUUCAGGCAAGAAGUCCAGAACUUCCGGAUGCUUUCCCAGACAAAUGAAGCUUAUUGGAACGCGUUUCUGGUGCAGGGGCCGGAAGUGAAGCUCUCAGAGGGUCCUGACAAAGAAAUGAGGAACUUAUAA
This is a messenger RNA of Euleptes europaea (tarantolino), 1257 nucleotides long. RefSeq names its product chordin like 2 (gene CHRDL2). The transcript has 11 exons. The record is from RefSeq and is a predicted model, not a curated record. NCBI's taxonomy places the organism in Eukaryota, Metazoa, Chordata, Lepidosauria, Squamata, Sphaerodactylidae. Gene Ontology annotation, molecular function: protein binding. Bases 1 to 1257 code for a protein of 418 amino acids.